CUUGGAAGUCUCUCGUUGAUCAAUGAGAAAAGAAGGAAAAGGCAUUCACAAAACGGCUUCGUUAAAUUAAGUAGCAAUCCGACGCCGUUUACGUCACCGUUAGUCUGAGUAGGUUUCUAGAACUUUCUAUAAAUCACUACGCAAGCUUCUUGCGAGUGUCACUCUCCUCUCCUCUCCUUCUCAGUUUCGUGUUUGUGCAGAGAUUAAGUCAGUUGCAGAAGAUGUCUCACGAGUGUCAUCCCGACUGCCAGCGAUCAAUGGCUUCCAAAGAAGAGCAUGAUUCAGCUGAGAGAGCUGCCACGGUAGCAGCCAACCUGAUCAGCGCUACGAGGCACGCACUCAAGCUUGACCCUGAGAUGACCGAGUACUCGGCUCAGUUCCUGGUGGACAACGCUCUCCUCGAGGAGAAACCGGGGCAGAGUCCACACAGCUUCACGUUGACCGUCGAGGACUGUCUCGAGUAUCUGGUGAACAUGGCUUCUCCCAAGACCGAGGCCGAGCUUGAAGAGAUGGAGAAGCAACAGAAGCGACGCGCCAAGAUCACUGUCAAGGACUGCCUCGAGUGCGCUUUCAAGGAAGGGAUACCGAAGAGAGAGAGCUGGGCGCAUUUGGGAUGUGUCUCCCCUGUUCCUGCGUUUGCUUCUUUCAUGCCUCGUGUGCCCAUGAAAGGGAAAGUGAUUGAGGUUAAGAAGCUCGAGGACGCGAUUAAGUUGAUGAAGCGUCAUCCGAUAGCAGCGAAGCUUCUUGUGUUCAGUCCUGAGAUUGAUCAUGUUGGAAAUGUACAGUACCUGGGAGUUUACGUUGGUCCAUCAGGUGCUGUUGGUGAAUCACGUUACGUGGGACUAAGAGACGUGAUCCUUUGUGGAGAGGAGAAGUUCGAGGGAGAUGAUGUUAUGAAUGUGCAGAUUUGCUACAAGAAGAGGACUUCGAUCUUCAAAGUGUCUUUGACUCGCAUGGUUACCACACUAGCGGAUGAAGGAGACGAGUCUCAGACCAUUGAGCCGUCGGGUCUUCUCGUUGACUUCGUCGUCCCUCGCAUAUUCAAGUAAACACAAGGUCUUAAGAUGAUCUUGUGGUAAGUAUUGAUCUAGAGAAAACAAUAUGGUAUGUAAUAAGUGAAGUAAUCAUGAAAACCUUAUGCUAGUAGUUCUUGUGUGACUUGUUUGAUGUUUAAAGGCUUAAAGCCUUGUUCUAGGAGACUCUUAUGCUAUCAGUAAAGAAGUUUGUGAUUUUAUAUCAGUUUGUUACACAUGAUUCCAUUCAA
Messenger RNA from Brassica rapa (field mustard), 1264 nucleotides. RefSeq names its product protein HEAT-INDUCED TAS1 TARGET 4. The record is from RefSeq and is a predicted model, not a curated record. NCBI's taxonomy places the organism in Eukaryota, Viridiplantae, Streptophyta, Magnoliopsida, Brassicales, Brassicaceae.